This is a messenger RNA of Torulaspora globosa, 2601 nucleotides long. It is a transcript of the gene HIR2, whose product is annotated as Hir2p. The transcript has a single exon. Bases 1 to 2601 code for a protein of 866 amino acids. Gene Ontology annotation, biological process: chromatin remodeling; DNA-templated transcription; regulation of DNA-templated transcription. Lineage: Eukaryota; Fungi; Ascomycota; Saccharomycetes; Saccharomycetales; Saccharomycetaceae. The record is from RefSeq and is a predicted model, not a curated record. Gene Ontology annotation, molecular function: protein binding; nucleosome binding. Gene Ontology annotation, cellular component: HIR complex; nucleus.
AUGAAACUGCUCAAAUACCCACUGGGGGAACACAACAAGACCGUCACAGCGCUGGCGAGCGCCGGCUCCAGGCUGGUAUUAGCGGAUGAGCGAGGUCACGUGCACGUUUGGUCGCAGCAGAGGCUGGCAGAGGCAGCGUUCGAUGGGUCCAAGAUCCAGCAAUUGGGCGUUGAUUCGACGUUUGCGGUGCGGUACGGUCCCGGGCAGGUCGACAGAUCGGUUGUGUUUAUGGUCGGGGACGAGCGAGAGCUGUUUCUUGGCACCGAGCACUGGGUAGCCCGGGUCGGCUCGUGGCUGCAGGGCAGCGAUAUGAGGUGGGAGACGGUGUUCGAGUGCGGGAGCGCGUGUACGAUCACUGACGUGAAGCUGGAGCGCAGCGGCGGGGUGCUUUUCGUUCUGACAAGCGGUCCGAACGGCGUGAAUCUGUUCGACUCGCGUUCGCUCAGGUUGUUGGGUCGAAUUGCGCUGGACUCCGAGGUCAAGCCGAUCACGGGGAUCGUGGACCCUGUGGGCCAGAUAUUCACGGUGCUGGCGUCCGACAGAUCGGUGCUGGUUUACCAGUACAGCGCGACGGGCGCGUUCAAGCAGCUGCAGAGGCUGGCGCAGUGCGUCAAGGUGGACCCGGUCAGGUACAAGAUAUCGAUGCCGCCGCAGGGAGACGUGCUGCCGGUGGUCAACGCGGUGAAGGGGAGCGGCGGGUCGUCGUCGGCGUCGAUUCUUCUGCUCGACCGGAACGAUAACUUUCAGGUGGCGGCGACACUGGUGGCGCCGCCUGCCAACGAAUGCGUGGCUCUCAAGUUCUCGCCGAAGGUGUACGUCAAGUGCAACGCCAAGAAGGGGACCAAGAGCAACUACAACCUGCUGGCGACGUCGGGGUCGACGCAGAACUCUGUGGUCGUGUGGAACACGAAACGUGUGAAGCCGCUGUUUGGAGCCAUUCAGCUCUCUCAGUCUCCGAUUGUCGAUAUGGUGUGGUCUGAGGACGGGCUCAAGCUGUUUGCGAUUUCCGGCGACAACGUGUUGUACACGUUCGCCUUCCAACCAGACGAUCUGGGCGAGACUCUGGCGCCGGGCGAGGUUGAGCUUUUGCAGAGGAACAACAAAAGCCUCCCUCCAUUGGCAGAUCCGGUGAUCGCGGACGAUUCAGCCACUAAGGUGUCGAUCAAGACCGAAGGCGAGAACCUCUGGCCGCAACAAAAGUCGGAUGUCGCCAAAAGUAAUGGUAAAAAGAGCGGAAAGAAGAAGCAGCCUGCGCAGGUUAUGAAGAAAACACAGGGAACAACGAUGGAAUUCAGCGGUCCGUCGUAUGCAGUACCGAAGGAUCUCAAAAUAAGACCGAAGAACGACGCAGCGAAAGGAAUGAACGGUGUGAAAAAGCAGAAAAAAGACUUAGAUCCAAUUGACUUUCUCGAUACUAGUUUGAUUCUGCCGUUGGUGGCCUUUUCUAAAGUCAGAUUGGCAACACCCAAGGUAAGGCUCUCUUUCAAUUACAAGCCGGCUCAGAACCAAAGCUUAACACUAGAAGUCAAGAACGGGUCAGGCAACGAACAAAAACCUUCGAUUGUUAGACUGGUUUCGAAAGAGGAAGAGGGAGAGAAGGUCCUAUUUCAGGACCUUAUACCCAAGUUCAUCACGAUAUGCACAUCGGGCAAUAAUUUUUGGGCGCUAUGUACCAAUGAUGGCUUCCUGUACGUGUAUUCGGACACAGGUAAGAGAAUUCUGCCGCCUUUGUGUCUUGGAAUGUCCUGCAGUUUCCUGGAAGCCUGCGCAUCAUACCUCUUGUGUCUGACCAGUAUAGGGCAGCUCUACUGCUGGGAUAUUGAGAAGAAAAAGCUUCAUUUCCCGGUAAAUACGAUAUUUCCUUUGUUGAAUCCAUCGCUACGUUACUCAGACGACAUUUUAACCAGAGCUGAAAACAUCACCAUAUGUGCGGUCACAGAAAAUGGAGUACCACUAGUCACUCUCAGUAAUGGCGAUGGAUACAUGUUUGACAAAGAUUUGGAGACCUGGCUUCUAAUCAGCGACGGUUGGUGGGCCUAUGGGUCCCAAUACUGGGAUAUGACCAAUACAAACAACCUUCAAGGAUCCAUAUGUCCUGGAGAGAAACGAGAUAGUCUGUGGAAUUCCGGAAACGGUCACCAGCUGGCUUCAACAGUGAGAGAAGACAAGAAGAGCAUUAUCAAUUUCGUUGAGCGCAAGACGAACGAUGAGUUGAACCGUAAGGGAAGGAUAAAAAACCUACAAAGGUUCGCAAGAACCAUUUUAAUGAAGGAGGGUUUUGAGAACAUGGAAGAAAUCGUAACAUUGUCCCAUCUCGAGAAUAGAUUACUCGUUACUUUGAGACUGCAGGAAAAUAGCGAGUUUUCAAAAACGCUAGUAAUAUACUGCAUUAGACUCAGUGAACUUGGGUACACAGAUCGUCUGGACGACGUUUUGUCAUGGCUCUACAAUGCUGGUGACUACGAAAAAUCUAUGUUGGCUGGCAAAUCCAGAAAAGAGCACUUAAAGGAUGUACUGAUAGCGUGUGCUGAUCAAAGGCAUGUACAGAGGAUAACCAGUGGCUAUGCCAGUGCUCUAGGUCUCCUGGAUAAUAUACUUUAA